UCUUCUUGCUUUAUCAUAAGUUCUCCACUGCUUUAUUGUCUCUCUUCUCUCAAUCUCUCCAAGCUACUCAAAAUCUAAGCCAACCCUUCUGAUUUUCUCCUUACAUUAAUUCUCCAUCAAAAGCUUCUCCACAAAUGGUGCUGUCCAAGCGUAGCCAUAGAUUCUUCAAGUUUCGCAGCAACCCAGUUGAAUCAUCUUCUUCAAUCCUCAAGACUCUCUCUCUCUCUCUCUCUCUCUAUCACUCACACUCUUUUUUCUGCUAGCUUUUUCAAGAAUCUUUUUUAGUUUUUGGUCUUUUAAGCCAGAUGGUUGUCGAAGACUACAAGUAUUAUUCACGAGCAGUUGCGGAAAUGGCUUGGAUGAUGCUUUGUGUCGAUUAUUCAAGGAUGUUUUGGCUGUUAUUCGGAGUCUUUUCUUAUGAAAACCAUGAAGGAAAGCCGCGGAUCAUCAAGCCAUUGCUUUUAUAAUUCUCUUCUCUUUCUUUUUACUUACUGUUGAAUUAAAUAAUAUUAGAAAUUAUAGUGCUACAUAUUUUUACAUAAAAAUAAGCUCUGAAAAUUUUCCGGUGAAGGGUCUUUGAUUUCUCAGUCAUUAACAUGAGUCCACGUUUGGUUUGCAUUGAUGGAGCCAAGACGCCUCAGAUUCUUCCAUACGUUGAAACAGACCCAUCUGGUCGCUAUGGACGUCUUAGGGAAGUUCUUGGGAAAGGAGCGAUGAAGACAGUGUACAAAGCCUUUGAUAAAGUCUUGGGAAUGGAAGUAGCUUGGAAUCAAGUGAAACUCAAUGAAGUAUUCCGUUCACCAGAGGAAUUACAGCGCCUCUAUUGUGAAGUUCACCUCCUCAAGAACCUCAAUCACCACUCAAUCAUCCGCUUUUACACAUCCUGGAUCGACGUGGAUCGAAGAACCUUCAAUUUCAUCACUGAAAUGCUCACGUCCGGCACCCUUAGAGAGUACAGAAACAAGUACCGGAAAGUCGACAUUCGAGCUGUCAAAAACUGGGCUCGUCAAAUUCUUGGUGCUCUUGCUUAUCUGCAUGGCCUUGACCCGCCUGUGAUACAUAGAGACCUCAAGUGUGAUAACAUCUUUGUCAAUGGCCAUCUGGGGCAGGUUAAAAUUGGUGAUCUUGGCUUGGCAGCUAUUCUCCGUGGCUCUCAAAACGCCCACAGUGUUAUAGGUACACCGGAAUUUAUGGCGCCAGAAUUGUACGAAGAAGAUUAUAACGAGUUGGUAGAUAUUUACUCCUUUGGCAUGUGUAUGCUGGAGAUGCUUACAUCUGAGUUUCCUUAUAGCGAGUGCUCCAACCCAGCACAAAUUUACAAGAAAGUGACUUCGGGAAAGCUGCCGGAAGCAUUUUACAGAAUUGAAGAUGAAGAGGCCCGGCACUUUGUGGGGAAAUGUUUGGAGAAUGUUUCAAAGAGAUUGCCAGCUAAAGAGCUCUUGCUUGACCCAUUUCUAGCAUCUUGUGAUGGACUUGUGGAGCCAAUGUCAUCUUUUGUGGCUCCAGAUUCAACUAGGACUACAAAUAUGACCAUCACUGGCACCAUGAAUCCUGAAGAUGACACCAUUUUUCUCAAAGUAAAAAUUUCAGACGAAAAUGGUCAUAGGAGGAACAUAUACUUUCACUUUGAUAUAUUCAAUGACACAGCAACUGAUGUUGCAUUGGAGAUGGUUAAAGAAUUGGAGAUAAUUGAUUGGGAACCACUUGAAAUUGCUGAAAUGAUUGAGGAAGAGAUAUCUUCUUUGGUUCCAAAUUGGAAGGAGUAUUGUGGCUCACCUAAAUUCCAUCAUCAGCAUAGCUUCAACUAUGAAGAAGAAGAAGAGGAUGAUGAUGAUGAUGAUGCAGUAAUUCAUGGCCAACAUCCUUUCUAUUCCAACUCUUCUUAUUCCUCCUCACAUGCUUCUCUACCGGAUUUCAUAUCUUCUGCUUACAAAUGGCUUCAACAAUGUGAAGACUUACUGAAUAACGAUGAUGCAAGUUCUAAUGGCUCCAUUAACUCCUUAAAGUGCUCAAACUUGGAUUACUGCUCGAGCAAUGAAGAUGAUUUUGAUUCAAGUGAGCCUCUCCGCAUUGCAAGGACCAACAAGUCAACAAGAUUUUGCCCCACAUCAAGCCAUAAACAGUGCUAUGAAAAAGUAAAUUCGUGGAGAGCUUGUAGCUCCAGUAUCCAUCAAAGGAAGCUGUCGAGGAUUGGUUCAAUGGUGGAUAUACGCAGCCAACUUUUGCACCGCUCACUGGUGGAGGUGAUUAACAAGAGGCGCUUGUUUAAGACUGUUGGAGCCAUUGAGAACAUCGGUUAUCAUGAGCCUGGAAAUAGUGGCAAUAAUGGAGAUGGGUUGUAUGGGAGAUGAUCUUCCAGUGCAAGAAGAAUGAUAAUUACAAUGAAAAAGCUGAGAUUUGGGAGUGGGAUUAAAGUUAAUUACCCCCCUAAUCUCUUGUUUAAUAAUGUUAAUUUUUCAGUGCUUUCUGGUGUGUUUAUUAAGCAUUGUCUUGUGUAAACUUCGUAUAAGUAUGUGUGAACCUUGUGAGACUUGAAUAUGCAGAGACAUGUCCAUGUCUCCUACUGUGAAAAGUUUGUAAACUUGUAAUAAAGUGGCGUCUCCUUCUGUGAA
Molecule: messenger RNA, 2612 nt
Organism: Mangifera indica (mango)
Lineage: Eukaryota; Viridiplantae; Streptophyta; Magnoliopsida; Sapindales; Anacardiaceae
Product: probable serine/threonine-protein kinase WNK5
Exons: 5
Coding region: 597-2351 (584 amino acids)
Biological process (GO): intracellular signal transduction; protein phosphorylation
Cellular component (GO): cytoplasm
Molecular function (GO): protein serine/threonine kinase activity; ATP binding
Source: RefSeq, a predicted model, not a curated record